AUGACAAUGGAAAUAGGAAGUAGCAAUAUUGAAAUCUUGGUUUUGGUUUGGUUUAAAUCUCCCACCCUAAAUCCCCAACCCAUUUAUUUCAAAAAUCAGAAAAAGAACUGUUGCCUCUCUCUCUCUCUCUCUCUCUCUCUCUCUUCUUUCAUCAAAAGACCGACUCUUCCUCUUCUCUCUUUCUUCAGCGAAUUGCUGCUUUCUCCAACACUUUUCCUCUUCUCUCUUUCUCUGGUGCUCUUAUCUCUUUCAUCACUUCGUGGUGCUUCUUCUUUGUUGUUUUCUCCUCUCUCAGAAAAAAAUGGCUCCACCCAAAAGAAAAGAUCAGAAAUCAACUAUGCAUCAAGUAGAGAGAUAGAAAUCAAUUACUGCAUUGAGCACCUGCUUGCCGACACUAGUGUGACAAUUCCCAACACUCUAAUGAACGACAACUUACUGGGAAUGGGCUGUGGGUGUGAUUGAUAAGAUGCUGGAGGACUAAAGUGGGCUUGUGAACUGUUUUUUUAAAUUAUGUUGUUUGGGGUCGUAAGACAAUUAUGUUUAAUUUGUCCUUUUUGGAGCCCUAAGGGGGGCUGACGAUCAAUUAUUUAUAAAUUUGUAUUUUAUGUUCUUGGUGG
Molecule: messenger RNA, 617 nt
Organism: Lycium barbarum (goji berry)
Lineage: Eukaryota; Viridiplantae; Streptophyta; Magnoliopsida; Solanales; Solanaceae
Exons: 3
Coding region: 1-462 (153 amino acids)
Source: RefSeq, a predicted model, not a curated record